AUGUUACCCAGCAUUACAACAUGGAAAGAUGGAAUUAGCCAGCAAAAGUCAACGAUUUCCACGAACGCAUAUCCCCUUGGAAAAAAACAGGAAUCGGACGAAGCUGCAAUCAAUUGCAUAGUUUUGGAUGGUCGAUCUUGCGGUGAUUUUAGACGGAAUGGAAUGAGCAAAUUUUUAUCGGUGGCUAUUCCUGGCUAUGCAGGCCCGGCAAGUCGAACAGUUCAACGAACAUUAUCGAAAUUAGACUUCCAGAAGCAGCAUGACUUCAAAACUGAAUUAUCGGAAGUGCCAAAUUUAUCUCUCACUCUCGAUUUAUGGCGAAGUGCUCGAUGUCGUCAUUAUUUAUGCAUCACUAUCCAUUGGCUUGAUUCUAAUUUUCGUCUCAAAGGGUACGUACUAAGCUUUCGUAAGUUUAGAGGACGACAUGUAGCAAAUCGAAUUCGUCUUCAUAUGAAACGGGUUUUGGUUCAUUUUAAUUUACUCGAUAAAAUCGGAGCGACAACGACGGAUAAUGGUUCAAACGUGAAGGCAGCCACGACUCAAAUUCGUCUAUUUGGACUUCAUCUUCAUUGUUUGGCUCAUGCGUUAAACUUAACGAUUCAUCACGGUUUAAAUCUUUGGUCAAAGAAGACAAGAGCAACAGCCAAAGUUGGAAAUGUUUCCGAUGAACAGGAUAACUCCAUUGAAUCUGCUGAUGAUGAAGCAUCGGAUGAUGAUGUAGCGAUGGAUCAUAACAACGAGUCAACAGAAUCAGAUGCCGAUGCAGAAGAGGACGAUGAACAAUUCGAUCAAGAUGAUGAUUCUGAUGAAGCAUUAUCUGAAAGUGAUGGUGAACAACCCGACGAAAAUCAUGACUCAUCGACGACAACAUCGGAAGGCGAUGGAGAUUCUGCCAAAACAUCAUCAUCGCUUCUGAUCAAGGAUGUCACUACUUUAAUGGAAAAAUGUAGAACAAUUGUUUCAACUAUCCGAAAAACUAGUAUUUUAAACGAAACUGUUCAUGAUCUUGCCAAAGCAUCAUCAAUCAAAGCUGGUCUUGUUCUUAACAUGCGAGUUCGUGGGAACUCUUCGUACAAGAUGUUACAGCGAGUUUUGGUUUAUCAAAAUGUUCUCGAGAAGUUUUAUGGAGAGCUUGAUUCGUUAGCUGGUGUUACCAAUAAACAACGUAAUAAACUUAUGAAAUCGAAAUUCGAUAGAAAUGAUUGGAAUUUAAUUCAAACUCUUCGACGUGUUUUGGAAAGAUUUGAAGAAGCAACGAAAGUUUUAUCCGGACAAAAAUAUCCAACUUCAUCUCUUGCUUACGCGAUUAUAACUAGCUUGUCCCAUUGUUUCAACAAUCGAUCGAACGACGUAUUCGAAAAUGACAUCAAGGAUAUGCUUAUUAAUUCCUUUGAGAAAUACAUGGUUCGUGACGGCAAAGCAAUGACAUUCAUUCGUGCAGCAGCUUUUCUGGAUCCUCUUAUACAUGACUUGCUUACACUUGAUGAUAAAGAAGCCGCCGAAUCUUUCAUCAUUAACGAAGUCAAUGAAAAACGUCGCUCAAAAAGCACAAUGACUCCGACGAAUGAUUUGUCAAUAGCAGCGUCUUCUAUGACUACUGCAGGCGCAAAUGCGAAUUCAACAACAGUAACGAUGCCAUGCACGUCAAAAGGUGGAAUUGUAAUGAAAAAUUUUUUGAGCAAAUGUGGUGUUGGAUCUGAAAUUGCAAAAUUAUGUUCAAUUCCGAAGAAUGAUUUGCAGUUCGAUUCAUUUUGGCAAGAGCAUGGGAAUAAUUUACCUAAACUUUCCGUUGUUGCACAUAAGUAUUUAUCAAUUGCAGCAAGCAGUGUACCAAGUGAAUCGGCAUUUUCAACUUCAAAUUAUAUUCUUCGAAAAAACCGUUUGGCUCUAACCUCCAGAAAUAUUAAAUAUGGGAUGUUCUUAAAGGACAAGAUUUAA
Messenger RNA from Adineta ricciae, 1938 nucleotides. The record is from the annotation of a GenBank genome assembly. NCBI's taxonomy places the organism in Eukaryota, Metazoa, Rotifera, Eurotatoria, Adinetida, Adinetidae.